AUGACUGACCUGGUAAAAUGGUGUUUGAAAAUCGCAUAUGGCUACGGACGGCUAACCGGCGUAAUCAACUUUGAGAUCGAUUUGAAAACGGGGCAAACGCAAUUUACCAGAAGAGCAACGUUUAUUUCAGCCAGCACUCACUUGCUUAUUUUUGGCCUACUCGUCUACCAUACACUGCGACGAAAUGUGGUGACCGUGAUGUGGAGGUACUCCAAUUCCCUUCACGAGCACGUGUUCCUGGUGAUAGCGGGCUUUCGCAUAGUAUGUGUUUUUCUGGCUCUAGUCAGUCGAUGGUCGCAACGCCGGACCUUCAUGAGACUCUUCAACUCCUUCUGGCGCAUGUAUCAGAGAAAUCCGGCGAUUAUUCAGUACUGUCGAAGGAGCAUCGUUAGCAAGUUCUUUUGCACCACAAUCGCCGAGACACCGCAGGUCCUGAUCACCUUGGCCCUGAUGCGGAAUCAGCUAAGCAUCGCUGUGGCUCUGCGCAUUUGGGCCGUAUUCAGUCUGACGGCCAUAUUGAAUGUGAUUAUCUCGCAGUAUUUUGUUGCCGCCGCUUGUGUGCGAGGUCGCUAUGUCCUUCUGAACAAGGAUCUUCAGGCGAUUGUGAGCGAAUCGCAAUCGCUGAUUCCGAAUGCAGGUGGCGUUUAUGUGACCAAGUGUUGUUGCCUAGCCGAUCGCCUGGACAGCUUAGCCAAGUCGCAGUCUGAUCUGCAGGAGCUCGUCGAAAACUUGUCAACGGCAUACCAAGGUGAAGUCGUCUGCCUGGUCAUCACAUACUAUCUCAAUAUGCUGGGAACCGCGUAUAUGAUGUUCAGCUUUAGCAAGUAUGGCAGUCUUGCCAAGAACCUGCCCAUACUUGUGCCGCUUUGUGCCAUCGCCCGCUUCUUCAUUUACAUCUUCGAUUGCUGGCUGAACGCGUUUAAUGUAUUUUACCUUCUGGAUGCUCACGAAAAGAUGGUUGGGUUGCUCGAUAGACGGACAUUGUUUCAGCCAGGACUGGAUAAGCGAUUGGAAAUGGCCUUUGAAAGCUUUGCUCUGAACCUGGCGCGCAAUCCAUUGAAGCUGCAUAGUUACGGCCUAUUCGAAUAUGGUCGUGCAUCAUCGUUUGCUGUGUCUAACUCCCUAUUAACGCAUUCGCUGCUACUCAUACAAUACGACGUGCAGAACUAUAAAACUUUGGGAUAA
Drosophila santomea is the source of this 1185-nucleotide messenger RNA. It is a transcript of the gene Gr59d, whose product is annotated as putative gustatory receptor 59d. Lineage: Eukaryota; Metazoa; Arthropoda; Insecta; Diptera; Drosophilidae. The record is from RefSeq and is a predicted model, not a curated record. The transcript is spliced from 2 exons. The coding region runs from base 1 to 1185 and encodes 394 amino acids. Gene Ontology annotation, cellular component: membrane. Gene Ontology annotation, biological process: sensory perception of taste.